Molecule: messenger RNA, 216 nt
Organism: Ostertagia ostertagi
Lineage: Eukaryota; Metazoa; Nematoda; Chromadorea; Rhabditida; Trichostrongylidae
Source: the annotation of a GenBank genome assembly
CUGGCAGUGAAGAGUUCUCGGUAACCACACUGCUGUGUCAGGUGUGCUCAGACAAAGCGAGCGGCUUUCACUAUGGAGUUUUCGCUUGUGAAGGAUGCAAGAUAUCUUACCCUUUCGCGUUUUUGGAGAAAGUUGUAGAAACGGGCAAAGAGCCGUUUUCGUUAGAGUACGCCAUGCGCUUAACUUGGCAAAGGCUUGUGGAACGCCUUGAGUUGC